UGUAAAAUCAACAACAGUAGUAGCCCUGAGAUCAAAUUUUGUAUGGGAUUUUUUUAUAACUGAAUCUGAUACAGAAUUAGAUGUUAUUUAUGCAAUUUGUCAAGUAAAAGAUUGCACACGCAAAUAUGUUCAUCAUGGUUCUACAUCAGAUUAUAGAAAACAUCUUCGUGACAGUCAUGACAUUACUGAAGCUUCAAUUGCUAGUAAAACUUCUGAACAAAUUAAUGCUUUAAAACAACCAUCAAAACAAUUAUCUAUUACUGAAAUAUUUAAAAAACCUCUUAAUCCUAAACAACAGAAAUUAUUAAAUCAAGAAAUAUUUUUACUCUCUUCAAUUGAAUGGCAAAUUAUUCAGGGAUUGACAAAUUUGUUAGCUCCUGCUGAACAAGCAACAAAAUUAUUAGGAAGUGAAAAUUAUAUAACUUUAGCUAUUACUAUAUCAAUAAUUGAAGAA
This is a messenger RNA of Dentiscutata erythropus, 454 nucleotides long. The record is from the annotation of a GenBank genome assembly. NCBI's taxonomy places the organism in Eukaryota, Fungi, Glomeromycota, Glomeromycetes, Diversisporales, Gigasporaceae.